AUGGUCGUCUACUACCAGAUCGCCGGCAAGCAGGUCGGCUCCCACGUUCUCGCCAUGAGCGUUCUCGGUGCUCUCUUCGGCGGUGUUGGUCUUGCUACCCGUGGUGGUGGCCAGCCCAAGCCUGCCACCCCUCCCAUCCAGGCUUCCUCCAAGGAUGAGGAGACCUUCAUCCAGUACGUUUCACCUCUGAGACAGAUGGACAUAUCUGCAAUCAAAUACUAUGCACGAUCUGGUUGGGGUGCUGGAACGCAAGCUAAUGUUUCUCACAGGGACUUCUUGAAACAAGUGAACGGAGACGAGAAAAAGAAGGACCAUUAG
Molecule: messenger RNA, 318 nt
Organism: Aspergillus luchuensis
Lineage: Eukaryota; Fungi; Ascomycota; Eurotiomycetes; Eurotiales; Aspergillaceae
Product: ATP19 family protein
Exons: 2
Coding region: 1-318 (105 amino acids)
Biological process (GO): proton motive force-driven ATP synthesis
Source: RefSeq, a predicted model, not a curated record